Messenger RNA from Leptosia nina, 1560 nucleotides. The record is from the annotation of a GenBank genome assembly. NCBI's taxonomy places the organism in Eukaryota, Metazoa, Arthropoda, Insecta, Lepidoptera, Pieridae.
AUGAAAAUUUUAUUUAGGACUGUAUUUAUACUAGUCGUAGCAUCGCUUAAAUUAGUUUUAAGUUUCUCUGAUGUUGGAAAAUGGGACCUUCAGCUUGAUGGGGAGACCUGCAAUUUCACACUAGCCAAAUCCUUAUUUAAGGACUCAAAAUUAAUUAUAGUGUUACACUGUGAAGUUCCAGCAAACCUCACUGUAGCAAAUACCUGGAGACAGACAACAUGCUCACCAGAUUAUUUCCACUUUUUCGAAAAGAGAAUUGUAGAUUGUUCGAAUACAUAUGACAAGGGGUUGUACCAAAGCAGUCACAGUACUGCCCAGAUUUUUAAUCUAGUACAAACAAUAUCAUGUGACUCAAAAAAUCCAAUAUUUUUCCACAAUGAAAAGGAUAAAGGUGCCGGAGAUGAGAAUACUAAAUCGCUUACCCCAUCUCUCCUGACAAUAGACAGAGAAGGAAUAUAUGCAUUAACAAUGUCUGUGAGGAGUAGUAACAAUUACAAAGCGAAUGUUCACAUUGAAAUGGUGGCGCCAUCUGGAUACUUGUCUGCAGCCAUUUGGCCACUAUUACCUUUCUUUGGUGUUAUGUGCGGAGUGUAUGCAGUAUUAUGUGCCGGUUGGCUGAUCGUCUGUGGUCUGCAGUGGCGUGAUUUACUCCGCAUUCAAUAUUGGAUUGGUGGAGUAGCCCUACUCGGCAUGGUGGAGAGCGCGACUUAUUAUGGUGUCUAUUCGUCAAUUAAUAGCACGGGCCUAUUUAGCCCGAACGUGUACAUGUUCGCGGAAUGGGUGUCGGUUGCUAAGAGGGCGCUUGCGAGAAUGCUCGUGAUUAUCGUCUCGUUGGGUUUCGGCAUCGUCAAGCCUCGUUUGGGUCCGGCAUUGCAGCGAGUGGUGGGCACCGGGGCACUAUGGGCCCUCCUAGCUGGGAUAGAGGCUUGGUUGAGAUUGCACCACAAAGCAGACGAUUCCAACCGUGAUCUCUUGUUGUCUGAGGCGCCACUUUCACUUCUCGAUAGCGCCAUCUGUUGGUGGGUGUUCGUAUCACUUGCGCACACGAUGCGGACACUGCAGCUGAGAAGGAACACAAUAAAACUGUCUCUCUACCGUCACUUCACAAAUACGCUGAUCUUCGCUGUGAUUGCUUCGGUCAUUUUCAUGCUCUACUCGCUCAAGUCGUAUAGAAUACAGUUCUGCAUCACCGAAUGGAAAGAGGUAUGGAUGGACGAAGCCUACUGGCAUAUUUUGUUUGCCGGUGUGUUGACUGUGAUUAUGGUGCUGUGGCGACCGACCAACAACAACCAGCGUUACGCGUUCACGCCGCUUUUGGAUAACGCUGAGGAUGAUGAUGAGGAAGAAGAACAAUUCGUGAACGACGCAUAUGGCGUGAAAAUGAGGGGUACAAGUAUAAGCGACCCGGUGGAUAACAGGGAACCUCCUGAGCCCAAUACCACUUCCCUGGACUCAGACCUGCGAUGGGUCGAAGAGAAUAUACCCACUAGCACCCUUCCUCUACUGGAUUCGGACGAAGAAAUCAUUAACACGAAAUUCGAAGUGUCCAAGAUGCAAUAA